Molecule: messenger RNA, 714 nt
Organism: Dromiciops gliroides (monito del monte)
Lineage: Eukaryota; Metazoa; Chordata; Mammalia; Microbiotheria; Microbiotheriidae
Product: B-cell receptor-associated protein 31-like
Exons: 1
Coding region: 1-714 (237 amino acids)
Biological process (GO): intracellular protein transport; endoplasmic reticulum to Golgi vesicle-mediated transport
Cellular component (GO): endoplasmic reticulum membrane; endoplasmic reticulum
Source: RefSeq, a predicted model, not a curated record
AUGGCGGUGGCCACCUUCUUCUAUGCUGAGAUCCUGGCUGUCCUGCUCCUCUGCAGCCCCUUCAUCUCUGCGCAGAAAUGGCAGAAGAUCUUCAGUUCCCGCCUGGUAAUCCUGGUACUGAGCCACGGGCAGCCCUUCUUUGGGAUCCUGCUGUUGAUCCUGGCCCUGCUGUUCCUGGACGCCAUGUGGGAGAUCAGGAAGUUUGACACCAUGGAGAAGUCGAGCCUGCUCAACUGCCCGUCGGCCUUGGAGCACCACCAGAUGAAGCUCUUCCGAGCCCAGCGGAACCUGCAUGUCACGGGCUUCACGCUGCUGCUGUCGCUGCUGCUUCGCCGCCUGGCCAGCCUCCAGAACCAGCAGGCCUCGCUGCAGGCCUCCCGGGAGGCCCUGCAGAGGCAGGCUGAAGGGGCGGGCGAGGUGGCUCAGCGGUACCUGACGGAGAAGGAGAGGCUGCUGGAGGAGGCCGAGGCCCAGGCCAGCCUGCGUAUUGCAGCCGAGGUGAGCCAGAACCAGGCCCUGAGGGCGGACCUCAGGAAGCUGGCUGAGGAGCUGGAGGCCUGCCGCAGGAACCUGGGGCGGGCCCAGGCUGAGGCCCUGCACCUGUACAAGCGUUGCGAGGUUCUCACCGAAGAGCUCGCCCGCCAGGGGGAGCAGCAGCCUGGAGCGGGCCCCUUGGAGGCCGAGGGGAUCCCCGAAGACCAGAUGAUGGAGUGA